AUGUGCAACUUGCCAACGCCGAUAUCACAAGUAUUGUGGCAAUCCGUCGCCGUCAAUGGCCAACUUUACGUGGAAAUUCUUCUGCUCAAAGUGCUUGAGGAACAAGAGCACAGCAGCGGAGACGUCGAGUAUGGGUUCGAGCGAUCUGGAACGGGCUUUGGCUAUGAGGCGCCUCGAUCGGGCCCGAUCAGACAUUCUGCGCAAAUUGGGCCCAGCAACAAAGAGGCCCAGCUCGGCCGUCGGGGUAACAAGCCCGAGCCUACUUUGUCUGGCAUGCCGCAGGAGAUCCUUGAGAAGAUCAUCGGCUUCGCCAUCCCAGAGCGCCUGAAAGCUCGGAUGUCGUAUGCACGCUACGGGUACCAAGGAGAACAUGACUACGACGGCUGGCCGCUGUGGAUCGAUAACCUGACACUCGUGUCUAAGCGGAUAUACUGUAUCGUUCGGCCACUACUCAGGGACCGUGCCGAGCUACGGGGCACGAUCAACGUUCUCAACGGGUGCAAACUGGAUGAAUAUUUUGAUGUGGUAUAUGCGAAGAGGAACGCUGUCAAGCGCUUUGAGGAACGGGUUCGUGUGAUGGAUCCCGUCGUGCGUGAUCUGGAGUCUUGGAUAGAGGAGGAGGGGUGGGAGGUGCGCACGUUCGAACUCAAGUAUAAGACUUCACAUUAA
Molecule: messenger RNA, 669 nt
Organism: Cyphellophora attinorum
Lineage: Eukaryota; Fungi; Ascomycota; Eurotiomycetes; Chaetothyriales; Cyphellophoraceae
Exons: 2
Coding region: 1-669 (222 amino acids)
Source: RefSeq, a predicted model, not a curated record